Molecule: messenger RNA, 1599 nt
Organism: Chara braunii
Lineage: Eukaryota; Viridiplantae; Streptophyta; Charophyceae; Charales; Characeae
Source: the annotation of a GenBank genome assembly
UGGCGGCGAUGACCAGGAGAGAUCACACCAUACACCCCACCAAUCUCGCCGACACCGGUGCGACUAAAGGUGUUCAAAUGCCCGGCCCACGCGGAGGUCGGAAUGAAUCCGGCGGUAGUGAGGGGGGCGGGGAUGGACAGGACGACGAUCAGGGGUCGACGAGGGAUUCUAUCAGCGGAGGUGGUGUUGGCGGGGGCAGCAAACGGAAGAAUGUGAGACARCAGACCUUYGACACGAUUGCAGACGUGAUGAAGGAGCACGGGAGUCUGAUGGCGAMAACCGUGGACAGCGCGAGCAAGAGACAGUGCUCAAUUCURACUAGGCAGUGCGACAWUCUGGAGCGAGAGGUUGAAGUGCAGAAGGAACACUACGUUAAGGCCGACCAGGCGAACUUGAUGAUGUGCCAAGCACUUAUGGAGAUUGCUAAAGCGUUCCGCGAGCGAUCGAAAGAUGGUGGGGCGGGCGACGGCGGGGAAACCAACAAAGGCAGAGGCCACAUACCGAAGUCGAAAAGACAGCGCAUCGAUGACGCCAGCUCCUCACAAACUGAUGACUUCGUCGCAGACGAAGUGGCUAUGGUGGACGCGCAAGGGACGGCAGGGGUCGCGAGGUUGGGUUUCGGGCGGGAUGGAGUGUUGAGGGAGCAGCUGCAAGCAGUGAAACGCAACGUUGUUGGCGGUGCUGCCGGGACGGUGCCAAGGACCCCAAACACAACAGGGGUUGUCGUCACGGGCGCGCGGGUCGCGGGACAACUUUCGGCGGCGGCUGGCCAAGGUCAGCCACGUCAGCCACUCCCCCUACAACACGUUUUGGCAUCAGGGGGAGGGCACACGGCGACCGCGCAAAAGGGCGGCGCGACGGCUAGCGCCAGUCGGAUGGCGGCGGCAGAUCACACAGCUAAAGGUGGAGUCGUCGAAGGUGCAGAAAGGGGGGGGGUCGACGACGUUGGCCGUGACGAUGGCCGAAGAGACGGAAAGCGGGAGGGCAAUGACGGCGACGACCGUCCACUUGUGCCGAGGGGGAAGGGAGCGCCGAAGGAGGACGAGCUGGAAGAGAAGGCUAAGUUGUGGGUUGAUUGCGACGCUUUCUGGGGUCAGGGUCCUGGGAAACCUCUGAGGGAGGCGGUAGGCGAAUGCACCGACUACUUCGUCGCCAUCGCCAACGGAGACGUAGGAGCUGAGACGCCUUCGAUGCUCAUCAUCCCGCCGAAUGACGUGCCGCACUUCAAGAUCGACGACCCGGUGCAGCGUGAUCCGGCUCUCCGCAGAGCGCGCAGCGUGGAGAGAGUAGUGCUGCGCACCUUUCACGGUUGGAUCUUUAAAUUGCAGUCGAGGUCGACUGGCUUCUCUCGUGCAGAGUCCUACAUCACCGUCGACUUCGCCACAGACCUCGCACGAGCAGUUUGGCAGGCCUUGGAAUGGUCGAGAGUGGUAUCCCCUGCACUCGUCUACCACACGUUGGCGAUGAAGAUGGACGUGCCUCUGUGGUGCACGGGGGUGAAGAUUGAGGACCGCCCGGAAGACGACGACAUGGCGGCGCAGUAGGAGGCGACAGUUGUUCUGCUGGCGGAGUGCUGGAUUGAUGCGCUCUGGUGCGGAC